Molecule: messenger RNA, 634 nt
Organism: Psammomys obesus (fat sand rat)
Lineage: Eukaryota; Metazoa; Chordata; Mammalia; Rodentia; Muridae
Product: late cornified envelope protein 1D-like
Exons: 1
Coding region: 1-534 (177 amino acids)
Biological process (GO): epidermis development
Source: RefSeq, a predicted model, not a curated record
AUGUCCUGCCAGCAGAGUCAGCAACAGUGCCAGCCUCCUCCCAAGUGCAAGAACCCUACUUCUUCCUGCUGUAGCCUGGGCUCUGGCGGCGGCUGCGGCUCCAGCUCUGGGGGCUGCUGCAGCUCUGGGGGUGGCAGCUGCUGCCUGAGCCACCACAAGCCCCGAUUCUCUUUCCGUCGCCGACGUCACAGCUCCGGAUGCUGUAGCAGUGGGGGCAGCAGCAGCUGCUGUGGCAGUAGCUGUGGGAGCAGUUGUUGUAGCGGCAGCAGCGGUGGCAGCAGCUGCUGUGGUGGUGGUGGCAGCAGUAGUAGCGGCGGCGGCAGCUGCUGUGGCAGCAGCGGUGGCGGCAGUAGCAGCGGUGGCAGCAGCUGCUGUGGCAGCAGCGGUGGCGGCAGCAGCGGUGGCAGCAGCAGCGGCGGGGGCAGCAGCUGCUGUGGCAGCAGCGGCGGCGGCGGCGGCAGCAGCAGCAGCGGUGGCAGCAGUAGCCAGCAACAGUCUGGGGGCUCUAGCUGCUGCUCUGGAGGUUGCUGCUGACCUGGGGAAGAGGACCUUGGAAAGCAGCACCGCCGAAGACCCGCCAGCCAGAGUGUCUCCUUUUCUCUGGUUUUCCUGCAGAAAUACUUCUAGAACUCUG